Messenger RNA from Carya illinoinensis, 5277 nucleotides. RefSeq names its product zinc finger BED domain-containing protein DAYSLEEPER. The transcript has 2 exons. The coding region runs from base 2343 to 5066 and encodes 907 amino acids. The record is from RefSeq and is a predicted model, not a curated record. NCBI's taxonomy places the organism in Eukaryota, Viridiplantae, Streptophyta, Magnoliopsida, Fagales, Juglandaceae. Gene Ontology annotation, molecular function: DNA binding; protein dimerization activity.
CCCUCUGACCCUAAAGCAAUUUCAUUUUCUUUUGCUUUUUUAAUUUGUUAUAAUAUUUUUAGAUGAGCUUGUUCUUCGUUCUUCUUUGGAUGCUUUUGGUUUUUCUCCCUUUGAAUUCUGGGUUUUGGGAAUUUCAUAGCGUAUCGUAGCUUAAUUGGUUGGUGUUACGAGCUGGAAGUUGCAGUGAAAAGAGCUGGGUUUUUGCUAAUUCCGUGGUGACGAUGAUAUUCUUGGGUUUUAUUUGAUCCGGGAUAAAUUUUGUUUAUUUAUUUAUUUUUAAGCCCAGACGAUCAAACCCUAGAUCUGGACUCCAUCAGAUUGUAGAAGUAUAUACCAUAUUUUAAUCCCGAUCCGUUUGGACUCCAUCUGUAGCCUAGAUCUUGAGACGGACCUGAUCAAGUAGACCUUAUGGAGUCUAGGGCAGGUCUAGCUGAUGGGGGUUGACUCGUCCGUAUUUACUCAGUCGGGUCACGUGGCCUAAGCCCGGCCCAUUAGUGGUUAAUCUAGCCAUGAUUUAAGUGUUGAACGAGCGUUUGUAGUCAGGGACACCAGUGUCAGGCGCUCUGAACUGAAGGAGCACCAGUGACACGAAUUUGGUUUGCCAUUGGCUUUAGCAAGCAUAUAUGUGGUACAUGGUCAGUUUUGAUCCUCCCUUCCCUCAAUAUAUUUGACAAAUCUGAGUCAUCCGUGCAUAUGGGCCCUCAUAGUCCCACUGUCCACCACGUUAAUACCUUUAUAUUUUAAGGGAAGUGUACGAAUUUACCUUGAAGGUAGCAUGCUUCUGUCAUUAAUGCUUUUGACAGUUAAAAGGCUUAGGAAAAAUUGAAGAAACUAGUUGUGGAUGGAAUUCCUUUGGUGACACCCUGUGAAAAUUUCCUUUGGAAGCUGAAAGAAGAAAAGAAAUCAAACAGUUCUCAGUUGCAUCCUAGCAAGCUUGUUGUAAUCAAAUUCGAUGGUCCUCUUUUUGGUUUAUUUAUACUGCUUCUUGGGAUCUAAUUAGCUUCGUUGACAGUUAUGUCUUUUCAAUAUUGGUUUUUUAUUAAAAGAAAAUAGAAUACUUAUUUGAGAAAUGUUUUGGCCACAAAGCAAUUUCACAAAAGUAAAUUCACAAAUUGACGUGGUUUGAUAUGGUACAUCAGAUUGUAAAGUUACUUUUAUUGUAAAGUAGAUAUAACGUAUUGUAUGAAACUAUGUCAAUUUGUAAGGUUACUUUUGUGAAAUCUCUUUGUGACUGUAGCACUUCUCUAGUUAUUUUAUGCAUUUUAGAAACGGUAUAAUUUAAGUGCGCAUGAUAUAUACAGAAGUAAUCCUCUCAAGGCUAUAUCAUUUAAAAACUACAAAAAUUACUAGAAAAGGUGCAACUGUAAUCUAGCCUGCCAUCCACUCCUAUAACAAUCUCAGGGGAAAAGAUUAUACUUAUUUAUGCUUGCUGGAGCCAACACCAUCAAAUGUCCCAAGUAUUCCCUGUGCAUGGCACACACUACAUGAGACAAAGGGAUCGGGCAUUUUAGAUGUUGUUAAUGCAAUGCCCUUGUUGGAUUGUUUUCCUAUAUUGGGGGUGUAUAAAGAUGGUGGGGGAGUUGAUUCCUAUAUGUUGCACCUGUGGCUAUUUUGAUUCAUGGACUGGUGCUUCACAACUCUGUAUGCAUUUGAUGGCACUGUAUAUUAUUAGUUCUAGCUUCUAUGUGCCCGGUGCUGAUUGGUAAAAUGAUACGAGUGUGAUUAUUUGAUUAUGUAUUACUUAUAUAUAUAUAAAGUUAUCUCAUUAUUGUAGGAUUUGAUACUUGUUCAUAUAAUAUUAUUCCAAAAUUUUGUCAUAUCUCUACCAAAAUUUCAUUUUUGUUCUCAAUGAUUGAGCGGUUUUAGCUUUUGAUUAAUUUUGUAAUGGUGUGAGUUUUUGUAUGUUAAUCUAAAGUCAAAGGUAACCAGAUGGCUUCUUUAAAUUCUUGGUGAUUUGACUGAUACCUCUGCAAUUACAUUGCUUUGCUUGUCAAAAAUUAUAAGCCUGUUAUCCUAGUGCCUAUCUUCCUGUUAGAGGAUUUUGGCAUCAUAAAGAAGACUGAAACUACUCAAGUUGUUUCCGCCUUCUGAUAUCUUCAGUUUACAUCUCUUGAAUGAGUUAUCUUCAAUGCAGUUUUUGUUCAUAAAUCCAUUUUUCACCAUCAAUUGUAGCUCUUACAAGAAAUUCACUAUUUUGCAGUUCUCUAUUCCCUUUGACGGGAUUUAUUAUGUUUGGAACAGGCAAAUUGUGCUUGAUCCCACUGUCCAUGAAACACUUUGUCUGCUGUGUGCAUGGGAGUUCUUUCUUUCUUUCUUGCUGAUCAUAGAAAUUAAGUUUUGCUAUGGCAACCCUUGAUGAGGAGAAGUUGGCAAAGCCAGAUGAACUCAAGAUUGGAAAUUCACAUGAGCACACAGUGGAAACCCCUGAUGAGGUUGCAUUGGGAACCCUGGAUGAGCACACCAUGGGAACCUCAAAUGAGCACACCAUGGAAACCCCGAAUGAGCACACCAUGGAAACCCCAAAUAAUCACACAAUGGGAACCCCGACUGAGCACACCAUGAAAACCCCAAAUAAUCACACGUGGGAAACCCCAAAUGAGCACACAACAGAAACCAUAUCUGAGCAAAAGGUGGCACCCCCAGAUGAGCAAAUGGUGGCACCCCCGGAUGAGCAAAUGGUGGCACCCCCGGAUGAGCAAAUGGUGGCGCCCCCGGAUGAGCAAACGAUGGCACCCCAUGAUGAGCAAACGAUGACACCCCAAGAUGAGCAAACGAUGGCACCCCAAGAUGAGCAAAAGAUGGCCCCACCAGAUGUGCACAUGAUAGCCCCACCAGAUGAGCACACAAUGGAAGUCUCAGAUGACCAUGCAAUGGCAAUCUCUGAUGAGCAUGCUCUGGCAAUCUCGGAUGAGCAGGCUCUGGCAAUCUCGGAUGAGCAGGCUCUGGCAAUCUCGGAUGAGCACGCUCUGGCAAUCUCGGAUGAGCACGCUCUGGCAAUCUCGGAUGAGCAUGCUUUGGCAAUCUCCUAUGAGCAUACAGUGCCAACCCCAGAUAACAAAAGGAUGACUCCAGAAGAGAACCAUGAGCUGCCAAAUUCAGAAACACAACCUAACAAGAGAAGGAAGAAAAAGUCCAUAGUAUGGGAGCACUUCACCAUAGAAACUAUUAGUCCUGGAUGUAGACGGGCACAAUGCAAGCAAUGCAAGCAAAGUUUUGCAUACAGUACAGGUUCUAAAGUUGCUGGAACCAGCCACCUGAAACGCCACAUUGCCAAGGGGACCUGCACAGCACUUCUACGCAGCCAGGGGCAGAAUCAGUCAACACCGUAUACCCCACGUUCAAGGAUGGGAGGAACUGGCAGUGCAACUGAUGCACCAAAACGACGUUACAGAACUCCUGGCUCACCCUACAUUAUGUUUGAUCAGGAUCGUUGCCGCAAUGAGAUUGCUAGGAUGAUAAUCAUGCAUGACUACCCCCUUCACAUGGUUGAACAUCCGGGGUUUAUAGCUUUCGUCCAGAAUCUUCAGCCCCAUUUCAACAUGGUGAGUUUUAAUACUAUCCAAGGGGAUUGUGUUGCAACUUACUUGAUGGAAAAGCAAAACUUAAUAAAGUUUAUCGAGGGCAUUCCUGGGCGUAUUUGCCUUACACUGGAUAUGUGGACUUCAAGCCAAACAGUAGGUUAUGUGUUUAUAACUGGACACUUCAUUGAUAGUGAUUGGAAGCUGCACAGGCGGGUUCUCAAUGUCAUAAUGGAACCAUAUCCUGAUUUGGACACUGCCCUUAGUCAUGCUGUUGCUGCUUGCCUUUCUGAUUGGAGUUUGGAGAGCAAGUUAUUUUCUCUAACUUUUAAUCAGCCGCUAAGUGAAGCUGCUCUUGAGAAUCUUAGGUCUCUUCUUGCCAUUAAGAACCCUCUAAUCCUCAAUGGUCAAUUAUUAGUUUGUAAUUGCAUUGCACACACUUUGAGCAGCAUGGCAAAAGAUGUACUAGGGGCAGGGCAAGGAAUAAUCAAGAAAAUCCGGGAUAGUGUCAAGUAUGUGAAGACAUCAGAAGCCCAUGAGGAAAAGUUUCUCGAUCUCAAGCAACAGCUUCAAGUUCCUAGUGAAAGGAGUCUAUCUCUUGAUGAUCAGACGCAAUGGAAUACAACCUAUCAAAUGCUGGUGGCUGCUUCUGAGUCAAAGGAAGUGUUUUCUUGCUUGGAUACUUCUGAUCCUGAUUACAAGGAUGCCCCAUCAAUGGAAGAUUGGAAGCAUGUUGAGACUCUCUGUACAUACUUGAAACUUCUCUUUGACGCAGCAAACAUCCUGACCUUCACAACUAACCCAGCUGCAAUUACAUUCUUUCACGAAUUGUGGAAGAUUCACACAGAGCUAGCUCGUGCUGUUGCUAGUGAGGAUCCCUUCAUCAGCAACCUCAGUAAAAUGAUGCAAGAAAAAGUUGAAAAAUACUGGAAAGAUAGCAGCCUGGUUUUGGCAAUUGCAGUGGUCAUGGAUCCCCGUUUUAAGAUGAAGCUUGUGGAGUUCAGUUUCUCAAAAGUAUAUGGCGAAGAAGCCCCCACAUAUAUUAACAUUGUCAAUGAUGGAAUUCAUGAGCUCUUUCAUGAAUAUUUGACACUUCCUUUGCCUCUAACGCCAACUUACGCCGAAGAAGGAAAUGGGGGAAGCAAUAUUAAGAUGGAGGAUUCCCAGGGAGGAAAUCUUCUGUCUGAUCAUGGACUCACAGAUUUUGAUGUGUAUAUUAUGGAGACUACAAGCCAACAGAUGAAGUCUGAGCUGGAUCAGUAUUUGGAAGAGUCUUUACUGCCUCGUGUGCAGGAGUUCGAUGUGUUGGGCUGGUGGAAGCUAAACAAGAUGAAAUACCCUACACUUUCAAAGAUGGCUCGUGAUAUUUUGUCUAUUCCGGUAUCUACUGCUGGUCCCGAUGCUGUAUUUGAUAUAACAGGCAAGGAGAUGGAUCGAUAUAGGAGUUCUCUACGACCAGAGACAGUGGAAGCACUUAUAUGUGCCAAGGAUUGGAUGCAGUACGGCUCCACAGAAGCUUCAAACGCACUUGUGAGAAUGGAAUAUUAGUUUCUAGGUCUAGAUUCUGUUACAGGAUUUCUUGUAUGAUGGUACUUAACUAGGGACUGUUCUUACCCUUCGAACAUUUUUCUUUAUGAUUUUAGUUAUUCUUAAGUACUGUCUCUGUAAACUGGUCGAUCGGUUGAACCCUUUUUCUGUUGUUAUUUAGAUUUUCAGAUGUCCAUGGACCAAUCCAUUGUAACAUGUUAUUUUUUGUGAA